AUGGACAUUCAACCAACUUCCUCUAACUCAACACCAAUCCAAAGAUCCCACCAACAUUUUCAAAAAUACUCGCGCGAUUCGAGUAGAGUUGAACAAAUGAAUGAUAAACGGCGUCCAGCUCCACCACCUUAUAUGGGACAACCAAUUCCACGUGUCAAACCGAUUCAUGUGAAAAAGGAGAUUGGGAAUAAUAAUAGUGUGGGAAAGGUGAGGAUUUCAGAUUUCUGAAAUAAUUUUUAGAAUUCUCUAGAAGUUCAGAGAUCAAAAUUCCAAAAUUUUUCUAGAGCUCAAGUCGACGCUACGAUACAUUUGGUGAAAACGCAUUAGAAACAAUUUACGAUCAAUUCAAAUUUCUCGACGAAUCCGAAGAACCUUCACAAACUCCUUCUUCUUCCUACAGUACUCGCCCAAUUAUUGGGCCAACAAGAGAGCAACAGAAGUGAGUUGGCACUUUGAUCCACCAAAUUUAGAGCUAAAACAAAAAAUCAAUAAUUUUUCUAGAAAACCACAAAGUCGUGCACUUCUUGUUUAUUGUCUUCUCCCUACAAUUGAACUUUUGGCAGCAAUUGCGAUCCUGGUUUGCACUUUUUUCCGAACACGAAAAACAUCAAGUGAUUCUUCCUCAACUUCGAAAUCAUCCGAAGCUUUAACCGGUUUAGAAUUCCAAACCGCAAUCUCAUCAAUAGUUCCCGCAAUAUCCCAAAUAAUCACAGCAACCUUCGGAUUUUGGCCAAUAGUCGCGUCUCGAACUCGCCGAGCCGCUCGAAUCCUUCACAUCGCCUUCUGCUCGCUAACAAUUCUUCUGUGGUUUUCAGCACUUGGCGAUGAGUUCCUGAGAAUCUCACUCGUUCACAUUUUCGGUGCCAAUGAUGAGAAAUAUGUUACUGAAUUGAUAAUCGCAAUUUUCGCCUAUUUUGCCACAAUUAUUUUGCCAUUUACAACGUUAUCGAUCGCCGCAUUCAAUUGUUGUCUAUUUUCAAAAUGUCGAAAAUCAAUGACUUCGAUUACUUUUGCUUUGGGAGUUUUGCUAUUUUCAAUGGCAACUACUGUAAUCGCAAUUUUCACAGCGCAAGCUAAUCUGAAUUCUCCAAAAGAUGUGUAAGUUUUAAAUUUAAAAUUGCCGCCACGAAUUGGUGUGUGCAAACACUAUUGCUUACAGUAUUGUCAAAGUUGAAAAAAAGAAAAAUUUGAAUUGAAUUCGUCAGUCGCGUGCGGCUGUGCGUUGCGGUCGGGAAACAAUCAAUAAUUCAUUUUCACCAGUUUUAGUAUAAAACUAUCGAAAAUCAACUGAAAUUAUGUUACUUGUACUAAAAAAACAACAAAAAAAAACGUGAAUAAAAAAUUUUCGAAAAACAAAAACAAGAAAUUUUUUUUUCAAAAGUAAAAAUGGAAGUGCGCCCUAUUGAUAAAAAUUGGUUUUCUCGCGGUCUCUCAAAAAUUUGUGUGUUUCGUCGUUGCUGUUUUAUUAUAAGACUAAAAGGGUGUGGUUUCUCGACCGCGACGCACAGCCGCACGCGACUGACGAAGUAAUGUUUUUUCAUUCUAUAUUCUACGUUGGUCACAUUUUUUAACUUUGACAGUAGACUUUGAACUUUCAAUAUUUUGAUUUUUAAAGUUCCAAGCGUUUGUGGUUGGCACCUUAAAAUUUAAAUCGUGCUGAAACUACAGUAAUCCUUGCAGUUCCGAUUCCUCCUCUCUCUAUGCAUACGGUUUGAAAGAAUCUCUAAUAUUCGUGUUCGUCGUGCUAACUUCAAUAUUUUCUCUAAUAGUCUCCACUCAACAAAAUCGUCCGUUAAUGAUUGGCGGAGCAAUUGGUCAAGGGUAAACUUUUUCCCUUUGUAAAACUUUUCAAAAAAAACACGUUUUCUUUUCUAGAAUCUCGCUGACAGCCGUGACAACCGAAUUAUUCACCUCCGAGCAAAUCGCGGCAAUCGUCAGCGAGUUCAAGAACUUCUCCGAGGCUGGUACAACCAUCGAAAUCGGUAUUAUUUUAUUAAAUGGCUGCGCGAUUGCCACGUGUCUUUUACUUGUGAUACAAUUGACGAUAUUUCUAAUAGCAGUUACGGAGCCGAUUCAUUUUUUAUCGGCAAGAUCGACGAGUUCACUGAUGAUUGAUAAUAAUCGGAAUCCGGCGCCUCUUGAAAGAACAGCCUUUUGA
This is a messenger RNA of Caenorhabditis angaria, 2158 nucleotides long. The record is from the annotation of a GenBank genome assembly. Lineage: Eukaryota; Metazoa; Nematoda; Chromadorea; Rhabditida; Rhabditidae.